AUGCGAGCCAAGCUUCCGCCGGAGGUGGUCAUCGACACCUACCACGCUGCCUUUGGUCUGGACGAAAAGCCCGGGGCGGCGGCGGUCGGCUUGGCGCAGUACGCCUUGGUCAUCAUCGACGAAAUCUCGCAGAUGCAGGCCCAUCACUUCGAGCACGUCUGCAAGCUGUGGGCCCAAGCCGACAAUUUCCCGGUGAUCCUCCUGGUGGGUGACGAGCUUCAGAUGUGCGGCUUCGGCGACCGCCGGGCCUGGACGCCUCCCCACAAGUUGGAUGUUGCGGCCGUGCAGAAGCUGCUCAAAUCCCAUCCCGAUACGGUGAUCUUGACCUGCACACGGAAGGGGGCGCAGACCAUCAACGAGCUCGCCCUCCAGCUGUUUCCGCGCUUCCCUCCGCUCGCGGUCCUGGAUGGAGAUGUGGCUUCCAAUCCCGAGAAUUACGACGACGGAGCCCUGCUAGAAGACCUGCGCGCCUUGCGCCCGCUCCGCCUGCCCAUCUUCAAGGGAAUGCGAGCGAUCUUCACGCACAAUGUCCGCAAAGACGUCGACUUCGUAAACGGCAUGGCCUGCGUGGUGCAAGGCUAUGAGGGUCGCACCAAGCUCGGCAACCUCAGCUACUAUCCCUUAAAGGCGGGGUAUGCCGACACCAUCAUCAAAUACCAGGGCGCAGAGCUGAAUCACGUCACGGCCUUCUUGGAUUGCCCGGGGGUCCCUGGGGCGGCCUACACCGCCCUCAACCGAGUCAGCUUUGGCAAGGACGUGCUGGUCGGUGGUGUGGUGACCGCCGCGCACUUUCAACCGGUCGACGAGUCCUGA
Durusdinium trenchii is the source of this 813-nucleotide messenger RNA. Lineage: Eukaryota; Dinophyceae; Suessiales; Symbiodiniaceae. The record is from the annotation of a GenBank genome assembly.